This is a messenger RNA of Chenopodium quinoa (quinoa), 1326 nucleotides long. RefSeq lists its product as uncharacterized. The transcript has 4 exons. The record is from RefSeq and is a predicted model, not a curated record. Bases 1 to 1326 code for a protein of 441 amino acids. NCBI's taxonomy places the organism in Eukaryota, Viridiplantae, Streptophyta, Magnoliopsida, Caryophyllales, Amaranthaceae.
AUGGGGUGUAUUACCUCUGUUUCUUUUUCUGUUCUUAUUAAUGGAACCCCCACCACUCCCUUUAUUGCAAAAAAAGGAUUGAGGCAAGGAGAUCCUAUGUCUCCUUUUCUCUUUGCUAUUGGCAUGGAGUAUCUUUCUCGAUGUAUGCAUGAGCUUGGUAAAGUGCCUAAUUUCAAAUUUUCAUCCAAGAAGUUUUCGAGAGCUUCUAGUUUGACAGCUAAUCUCAGCAAGAGUGAAGUGUAUUGUGGGGGGAUUACUCAGGAUGAACGGGAUCUUAUUCUCAGAAGGCUGGGUAUGACUAAUGGCUCUAUUCCUUUUAAAUACCUUGGGGUUCCUUUAUCCUUAAAGAAGCUUACAAUCCAUCAAUGCAAGCCCUUGGUGAAUAAGGUAACUGGUAGAAUUGGAAAUUGGGCUAUCAGAUUUCUUUCUUAUGCAGGUAGACUUCAAUUGAUCAAGAGUGUGCUCUUUGGUAUUCAAACCUAUUGGGUACAAAUUUUUAUCCAUCCUAAAAAGAUUAUGAGAGAGAUUGAAGGUAGGUUUAGGGCUUUCUUGUGGACUGGAACAGCUAACCCCACAAGGAAAGCUCUUAUAGCCUGGAAGACCAUUUGUCUUCCUAAAUCUUCUGGAGGCUGGAAUGUCAUUGCUCUUCAAGAGUGGAAUACAGCUGCAAUUUACAAGAUUUUGUGGGAUAUUACUCACAAAGCUGAUACUCUUUGGGUCAAAUGGCUUCAUGUAUAUUACUUCAAGGAUAGGGAUCCCUGGACUGUUAACAUCCCACAGAAGAGCUCUUGGGUUCUCAGAAAGGUUAUGAAGCAAAGAAGCUUAAUUGAUAAAAUUGGAGGCUGGAUUUCAGUAGCUAGUAGCAAUGGGAUUAAAAUUAAAAAAAUCUAUGACAAGUUGAGGCAACAGGCUACUAGAGUGUCUUGGAAAAGACUUGUAUAUAAUAACAAUGCAUUCCUAAGAAGUGUGCUCCUGCUAUGGCUUGCAAGCUGGAAUCGAAUGUUGAUUAAGGACAGGAUCCUUCUAUGGAAUCAGCAUUGUGACCCUGAAACAGAAUGGGCUAUCAAGAAAAGAAGACGAACUGAUCACACUAGUAGAUUACAUUUGAUGUUCUUGGCUGAAGCAGUUCACUAUGUUUGGAUUCAGAGGAAUAGUGUCCUGUUUAAAGGCUCUUGUGAACCUGCUGAGACUGUUUUCAGGAAGCUGGUGUAUAGAGUUGCUUGCAGAAGCAAUGAGACUGAUAGAAGGAAGCUUAUCUGGUCUUGGGGCAGACAGGCUUGUUUUCUGAGUUCUAGUAGGCUAUUUGUGCCUGGUCCGUGCUCCUAG